GGAGUAAUAGUGAUAGAUGGUUGGAAAAAUUCAGUUGCAAAUACUAAAAAUGUUGUAUGUAUUAUUCAUACAGCAAAUGAACCAAGUUUUUUUUUAAACUCUUGGGAUUUCACAUCAUUAUCUGAAGAUACACAACAAUUAACCAAAGUUAUUGAAGAAGCUGUCGAAAUAGCCAAAACAAAUUAUAAUAAAACCAUUUAUGCCGUAGUUUCUGAUAACGCUCCAGUUAUGACAGCAAUGGGUAAAGCUGACCUUAUUGAAAAUGGAGGAACAAAAAUUAAAUUAGCUUGCGAAACUCGUUGGUGCAGUUAUCGUGAUGCGUUUCGGUGUUGCUUAAAAAAUUUAGAUAUAAUGAAAAAAAUUAUCAGUAAUAAAUUAAACAAGCCGUCUUUUAUAAAAUCAAAAAAACAAGAGAAAGAAAAAUUGAUUACUUUGAAUGAUCAGAUUUCCGAUGAUUCUUUAAUAACAAAAUUACAAGAUUUCAUCGUUUUAUCUGAUCCAGUUUGUUCAUUAAUUAAUAAAUGUCAACAGUCAAAUUUUACUAUACCUGAUGCAGCUGAAGAGUGGAUGAAAUUAAACGUUCCGAUUGAGGAUGAAAAAAUCCAAGAAAUUGUCCAAAAGCGCAUUGACAAAGUAUUGACUCCAAUUUUAUUAGCAGCGAAUUUAUUGCAUCCACAUUAUCAAGGAAAACAAUUUCGUCAUAACGAUAAAUAUUAUUCGCAAGCUAUUGAAUUUAUAAGGAAUGAAUUAAAUGAAUCUUAUCAUGAAAUGGAAGCUUAUGAAAAUAAAGUUGGAAUUUUUGAAUCAUUACUGAAAAAAGGAAAUAUCCCUCCAAAAUCAUUUUGGCAAAUGGCCGAAAACUCAUACCCAGUACUUUCUCAAUUAGCUCAACGAUUGAUUAACAUUCUAUCGUCAUCAGCACAAAUUGAAAGAUUAUUUUCAAACUGGUCAUUUGUUCAUUCUUGUCUUAGAAAUCGUUUAACACCCGAACGUUCAGAA
This is a messenger RNA of Cotesia congregata, 999 nucleotides long. NCBI's taxonomy places the organism in Eukaryota, Metazoa, Arthropoda, Insecta, Hymenoptera, Braconidae. The record is from the annotation of a GenBank genome assembly.